This is a messenger RNA of Salvelinus sp. IW2-2015, 396 nucleotides long. RefSeq names its product proline-rich protein 29-like. Lineage: Eukaryota; Metazoa; Chordata; Actinopteri; Salmoniformes; Salmonidae. The record is from RefSeq and is a predicted model, not a curated record.
AUGUCUCCUUCCCAGGCUUCCCAGCAGCCCACCACCAUCCUACAGCAGCUCUCUGCUGCCAUGUCAUCUCCCACUCCUUCCACCCGGCCAGCACACGUCAAGCAGGACCUGGUGGAGCUGAUGAUGAUCCAGAAUGCCCAGAUGCACCAGGUCAUCAUGAACAACAUGACCAUGUCAGCCCUCAGCUCAUUUGGCUAUUCCCAGCCCCAGCUCCACCCUCYGUCUACCUCUGAGGUUCAGUCAUUUGGCUAUCCCCAGCCCCACCCUCCACCCCUGAAGAGGGCGGUCCCACCUCCUCCCCCACCCAGUGCUACCAGGACCGUGGGGGCUGACGUCCCUCCAGCAACAGGUGCACAACUGGAACACUCUGCACAUCUCUGCUGUAUAUCUGUCUAA